GACCGCGUUUGUUGCAAUAGAGUGGAAAAAAUGUGCCUCUGAGUUGAAAUGGCGAUCCAGUCAAAACCAAAACAACGCCCUCGCCGACAAAACCAUGGCCGGCAGCAGGACUUCUUCCCUCCGGAAAUUCUAGCUCUCUCCGUCGCAAGGCCAAGAAGCAAGGCGCGAACGCAGGCGAAGGAAGUCUACCAGAAGCCUUCGAUCUUCUCCGGAUCCCCGAAUUUAUUGGAGUAGUCCGCCGUCUAAUGGGACUUCCCAUCCACUGACAAGUUCCUACAAUGACGUCCAGACCUAUGGUGCUUUUUUGCCUACUCUUGUUAUUUAUCAUAACGUCUCAUUUUGAGUGGAAGCAGCAAAUCUUGAGUGAAGUUGAAGCAAAUCCAUCAGUCUCUCGUAGGAAGCAACAUAUGUUGGAUAAGGAAGAACUUGUUAAAGAAAAGAUAAUCUUAUCUCAAGAAAGUAGCAUUCGGCAACUCAAUAUGCUUGUCCAGAGCCUUCAGCGACAGUUGCUGCACUGCCGAGGCAGCAAUAAAACGACCCAUGGAACCGAAUCAUCUCUAACUGAAAAUGUUAAUGAAGUUGAGAAGCAGCUGAUCCUGGAAGAUUAAUGUUACAUGAUUUGAUUUGGAGCUAUCUUGCUGUAAUGGGUGAUAUUUCAUACUGGAAUCAUAUUUAUUUACUGGCCGCAGUCAUUCAGGUGAUCAAAAUCAAGACAUACAAUGCUAUAACUUGCUUCAUACAGAGAUGGUUUGAUUGUCUGGUAAAGGGGGAUGUUUGCAAUAUGAAAUCUUUAUUUUGUGUAUUGUCUUUCUGUGGUGAAUUCUUGUUGCCCUAAUUUGUAAUUAUGUAACUAUGUUUCUUUUAAUUGGUCCUAAAUUCUCUGAAGUGUCAUAGUAAAGCUUCUGCUACGGAAACUUUAUGAGUCAUUGGUUAUGGGAUCAUGCUGUUUCCAGUGGAUGCAACCUUUUCAUCAA
Molecule: messenger RNA, 974 nt
Organism: Elaeis guineensis (African oil palm)
Lineage: Eukaryota; Viridiplantae; Streptophyta; Magnoliopsida; Arecales; Arecaceae
Source: RefSeq, a predicted model, not a curated record